GCGACCAUACAAAAGCCUGCAUGAUCCCCGCGCGGUCAAAGAAUCCUCACGCCAGAUCUUUCGUACCUCCUCAUAGAAGAGAGCAGCGGCUCCAGAGACAUCAUGCCUCAAUUCAAGCGACCGCAUCUCAAGGUCGAACAGCCAAAUUCUGUUUUCGCACAGGGUAACGCCAGAUGGACCAACAAAGAUCUCGACCCUGUCCCGAGGCACGAGCGAAAAUGGGGUGUUACUUCAUUCCUUGCAUACUGGAUCAGUGAUGCAUUUAAUGCGGCAACAUGGCAAUUCGCGUCAAGUAUAAUCGCAAUUGGCCUCACAUGGAGGGAGUCAUUGGGAAUCGUAGCGCUUGCAUUUUUCAUCAUUUCGUUCGUUAUAGCGCUUAAUGGAGCUAUCGGCGUAAUUCACCACUCUCCAUUCCCCGUCAUUGCGCGAGCGUCAUGGGGUUUCUGGGGCUCCUACGUCGCCAUCAUCUCCCGUACGAUUCUCAGUGUGUUUUGGUUUGCCAUUCAGACCAUGAACGGGGCGAACACGGUACGAGUCAUGAUCGGAGCGAUAUGGCCAUCAUUCCUUACGCUCAAGAAUACUAUACCCGAGGAUCAGGGCAUCACCACGAAUACGAUGAUAUCGUUCUUCAUUUUCUGGUUGAUUCAGGUGCCCUUUUUGUGCAUGCACCCCAACACUCUACGUUGGUUGUUCAUGGUCAAAAGUGUGGUCGUACCAUGCGCGUGGAUUGCCAUCUUAGGCUGGGCAUUUGCGUCCACGGACGGGGGCGAAAUGUGGAAUCAGAAGGCAACGAUUACUGGAAGUGCAUAUAGCUGGGCUUUCCUGUCCUCGCUCACUGCUGUCAUCGGAAAUUAUGCCACUCUGUCCGUCAACCAGGCCGACUUUUCUCGAUACUCUCGCGUCUCUGUGAAAUGGCAACUGAUUUACGUUCCAUUUCUCCCCAUCAUCUUCACAUUCAUCGCAUUCAUCGGUGUCGCCGCUACAUCUGCAGGAACGGUCCAUUAUGGAACUGUGAAUUGGGACCCAAUGGCCCUGAUCGCAAAUUGGGAAUCUCGCGCGGCCCGCUUCUUUGCUGCCUUCUCCUUUGCGCUUGCCGCCCUAGGUGUCAAUAUCUCUGCAAACUCUCUUUCCGCCGCCAACGACUUAAUGGCACUGUUCCCUCAGUACCUCAAUAUCCGCAGGGGCCAGAUCGUGUGCGCAAUCCUCUGCUGGGCACUUGUUCCCUGGAAGAUCCUUGAGUCUGCAGGCACGUUCCUAAACUUCAUGGCCGCAUACGCUGUAUUCUUGGGUCCUAUCGCCGCCAUCAUGGCGUCGGAUUUCUGGAUCGUACACAAGCGCAAGUACGACACGCUGGCUCUCUACCAACCUUACAGUAUAUAUCGAUACACUGGUGGCGUCAACUGGCGCGCCAUCACCGCUUUCCUCAUCGGCGUUGCACCCAACCUGCCAGGCUUCAUCAGCAGUAUUAAUCCUAAGAUUGAUACCGGUGUAGGAGCUCGCCCGUAUGCCUUCGGUUGGUUGCUGGGAUUCUUCAGCACUGGUCUCGUGCAUGUUUCUUUAUCGUUGUUGUUCCCGGCCAAGGAAACAUUUAUCGCAAAGAGCGUGACACCGGAUGAUAUCUAUGACGCCAAUGGCGAAGUCGACGGUGUAAGCAUUGGAAACUCUGGAAGCGGCGAGGAAAUGGGAGCAAGCAACGAGAAGGCAGGCUGGAAAGCCAGGUUGGAUAGAAUCUUGUAGAUUAUCAUACCCUCGAGGGUUGCACAUGUAAAUGCAUCUAGACGGCACAGGAGAUCAAGGAACAAUAAGGUUCUUUCAGUAAUUCAAUCUAUUCGAU
Molecule: messenger RNA, 1834 nt
Organism: Aaosphaeria arxii CBS 175.79
Lineage: Eukaryota; Fungi; Ascomycota; Dothideomycetes; Pleosporales
Product: uracil permease
Exons: 6
Coding region: 103-1737 (544 amino acids)
Biological process (GO): transmembrane transport; nucleobase transport
Cellular component (GO): plasma membrane
Molecular function (GO): nucleobase transmembrane transporter activity
Source: RefSeq, a predicted model, not a curated record